Molecule: messenger RNA, 7191 nt
Organism: Ruditapes philippinarum (Manila clam)
Lineage: Eukaryota; Metazoa; Mollusca; Bivalvia; Venerida; Veneridae
Product: U5 small nuclear ribonucleoprotein 200 kDa helicase-like
Exons: 39
Cellular component (GO): nucleus
Molecular function (GO): nucleic acid binding; ATP binding
Source: RefSeq, a predicted model, not a curated record
UGUUGGAAGCAAAUUUACAACGCCACCUGCCGGAUGCGACUUUGCGACGAUUAUUAUUUUGAAUAAAACAUCGAAAGUCUAUCAAAUCGCUGUCAAGCAGUGAUAAACCUGCUGUAAAGUCAUGGCGGAUGCAGCAGCUAGAUCACUUCAAUAUGAAUAUAAAUCAAACUCCAAUCUUGUACUUCAAGCAGACAGAUCUUUGAUAGACAGAAGAGCUAGAGAUGAACCAACUAGUGAAGUACAGUCCUUGUCUGGGAAACUCACUGGUAUUAAAAUGGGAGACAAGGCUAAGAGAACCAAACCACCACAAAUGGAAGAAAGAAAAGCCAAACGUCAUAAGAGAGAUGAAGCUCAGCGAGAUAUGUUGAAGAUGAAAGGAACAACUUUGUUGACUGAAGGUAUCUCUGACAUGGUAGGGAUUGUGUACAGACCAAAGACACCGGAAACUAGGCAGACUUACGAAGUCUUGCUUAGUUUUAUACAGGCUGCCAUCAGUGAUCAGCCACGUGAUGUUUUAUGCGGGGCUGCAGAUGAAGUUCUUGCGGUGUUAAAGAAUGACAAAAUGAGAGAGAAAGAAAAGAAGAAAGAAGUAGAAGGGUUGCUUGGAUCCAUGCCUGAAGAAAGAUUUGCCCUGCUUGUAAAUCUUGGCAAGAAAAUAACAGACUGGGUACAGGAGGAGAAAAUGCAAUUGGAGGAAAACAUUGAUGAGACAUAUGGUGUAAAUGUACAGAUUGAAGAAUCAGAUGAUGAUGAUGAUGCCGAUGUGUAUGGGGAGGUACGAGAAGAUGAAGAAGAGGAGGAGGAGUCUGGAGGGGAAGAGGCGGACCUUAAUGUGACAUUGUCUGCAGGCAAUCUUGGUGGUGGAGACCAGAGUCUAAGUGCUAAGGAUAGUGUUGGACUUCACCCGAGAGAUAUAGAUGCCUUCUGGCUACAGAGAAACCUGAGUAAAUAUUACCCAGAUGAUCCAACCAUGGCACAGUCAAAAUCUAAAGAAGUUCUACAAAUUCUCCAGGCAUCUGGUGAUGACAGGGAGGCAGAAAAUCAGUUGGUCAUGUUACUGGGAGUUGAUGCAUUUGCUUUUAUCAAAGUUUUGAGGCAGUACAGGCAGAUGAUCCUAUACUGUACACUACUGGCUCAAGCCCAGAAUGAGAAAGAGAAAGUUGACAUAGAGGAGAAGAUGGAGAGUGAACCAGAACUGUUGAAGAUUUUACAGGCUCUACAAGCUAUAGAUAAAGAAGAUAUCGUAUCUGAAGAGAGGUCACGUCGAGAUCAGGCAAGGAAAAGCCGUGUCGCAGCCGAUAUUGAGGCGAUGGAUACAGAUGAUACACAGGAGCUUGGGUAUGUCAGCAAUCUUGAUCUUGAGGACUUGUCGUUCACUCAUGGCAGUCAUUUGAUGGCCAACAAGAAGUGUCAGCUACCUGAUGGAUCAUUUAGAAAACAGAGGAAAGGGUAUGAGGAGGUACAUGUUCCUGCUCUAAAACCACAACCAUUUGACUCGGACGAGUCGUUGGUGAAUAUAGACAGGCUACCAAAAUAUGCUCAGCCAGCUUUUGAAGGGUUCCAAACAUUGAACAGAAUACAGAGUCGCUUAUUUAAAGCAGCUAUGGAAACGGAUCAAAAUCUCCUUCUUUGUGCCCCAACAGUAACAGGUAAAACAAAUGUGGCUUUGUUGACCAUGUUACGAGAGAUUGGUAAGCAUGUGAAUCCAGAUGGUACAAUCAACGGAGAUGAGUUUAAGAUAGUCUAUGUGGCACCCAUGAAAUCACUUGUACAGGAAAUGGUUGGCGGAUUUGGAAUGAGAUUGAAGUCAUAUGGUAUUAAAGUAGAGGAGUUGACAGGUGAUUCUCAAGUGACAAAGGAACAGAUAAAUGCCACUCAGAUUAUUGUUUGUACACCAGAGAAAUGGGAUAUCAUUACAAGAAAAGGAGGGGAGAGAACUUACACACAGCUUGUCAGACUUAUGAUCUUUGAUGAGGUGCAUUUAUUGCACGAUGAAAGAGGACCAGUUUUAGAAUCUCUUGUUGCCAGAACGAUAAGAAACAUUGAAACUACCCAAGAGGAUGUCCGGCUUGUUGGCCUCAGUGCCACUCUGCCUAAUUAUGAAGACGUGGCCACAUUUUUACGAGUCGAACCGUCCGAGGGCUUGUUCUUCUUUGACAACAGUUUCAGACCGGUACCGUUAGAGCAGCAGUUUAUUGGUAUAACUGAGAAGAAACCAGUGAAGAGAUUUCAGAUUAUGAACGAGAUUGUCUACGAGAAGGUUAUGGAGCAUGCUGGGAAAAAUCAGGUUUUGGUAUUUGUACAUUCGAGGAAGGAAACAGGAAAGACAGCUCGUGCAAUACGAGACAUGUGCCUUGAGAAAGAUACACUGGGUCUCUUCCUGAAGGAAGGGUCAAUAUCAACAGAAGUUUUACGUACAGAAUCGGAACAUGUAAAGAAUUUGGAGCUGAAAGAUCUACUACCAUAUGGCUUUGCUAUACAUCAUGCUGGCAUGAAUAAAGUUGAUCGAGCCCUGGUAGAGGAUUUGUUUACAGACAGACAUAUACAGGUAUUGGUAUCAACGUCAACCCUCGCCUGGGGUGUCAAUCUACCCGCACAUACUGUCAUUAUUAAAGGGACACAAAUAUACAGUCCAGAGAAGGGAAGAUGGGUGGAGUUAAGUGCCCUUGAUGUCAUGCAGAUGUUAGGACGUGCUGGACGACCUCAGUAUGACACUAAAGGAGAAGGUAUUAUGUUGACCAAUCACAGUGAGCUACAGUACUACUUGUCAUUAAUGAAUCAACAGUUACCCAUUGAAAGUCAGUUUAUCGGCAAAAUGGCUGAUAACCUUAACGCGGAGGUGGUCCUCGGCACUGUACAGAAUGUCAAAGAAGCAGUUGAUUGGCUAGGUUACACAUACCUCUAUAUUAGAAUGUUACGUCAGCCGACCUUGUACGGAGUUAGUCACGACCAGAUCAAGGACGAUCCAUUGCUACAUCAACGUCGUAAAGAUCUGAUUCAUUCAGCAGCUUGUCUUCUUGAUAAACACAACCUAGUCAAGUAUGACAAGAAGACUGGCAGUUUCCAGGUAGAUUUUAACUUGUUUUUCUCGUCAUCAGAGUUUAAAUAUAUCACAGUGAGAGAGGAAGAGAAGUUGGAACUUUUGAAGUUGCUGGAGAGAGUUCCUAUUCCAAUCAAAGAGAGCAUUGAAGAACCAAGUGCUAAAGUCAAUGUACUGUUACAGGCUUAUAUCUCACAGUUAAAGUUGGAAGGUUUUGCACUAAUGGCAGACAUGGUAUAUGUGACCCAGUCUGCUAGUCGGCUAAUGCGAGCUGUGUUUGAGAUUGUGUUACAUAGAGGAUGGGCGCAACUUACUGACAAGGCUCUAGCACUCUGUAAAAUGGUUGAUAAACGAAUGUGGCAGUCAAUGACCCCGUUACGGCAAUUCAAGUUCAAGAAAGUUCACGAGAAAGAGGAAGUGGUGAAGAGAAUCGAGAAGAAGAAUUUACCGUUUGAGAGACUGUACGAUCUGAAUCAUAACGAGAUCGGUGAACUUAUUAAGAUGCCAAAGUUCGGCAAGAAUGUUCACAAGUUUAUUCAUCAGUUCCCAAAACUUGAGCUUUCUGUGCAUAUUCUACCGAUUACAAGAUCAACAUUGAGAGUAGAGUUGACUAUAACACCAGAUUUCCAAUGGGAUGAGAAGGUUCAUGGUACGUCAGAGGCAUUCUGGAUCCUUGUGGAGGACGUGGACAGUGAAGUGAUUCUGCAUCAUGAAUACUUCCUUCUCAAAGAUAAGUUUGCACAGGAUGAGCAUUAUGUGAAAUUCUUUGUACCAGUGUUUGAGCCCCUGCCCCCUCAAUACUUCAUCAGAGUUGUGUCUGACAGGUGGAUAGGUGAAGACGUUGCUUGCCGGGUCUCAUUCCGACACUUGAUCUUACCAGAGAAGUAUCCACCACCGACGGAGUUGCUGGACUUACAGCCACUGCCAGUGUCAGCUUUGAGAAACCCAAACUUUGAAUCUCUCUACAGUGAGAAGUUUCCAUUCUUCAACCCAAUUCAGACGCAAGUUUUUAACGCCAUUUACAACAGUGAUGACAAUGUGUUUGUUGGGGCACCAACAGGGAGUGGUAAAACAAUUUGUGCAGAAUUUGCUGUUCUUAGAAUGUUCUCACAAAAUGCAGAUGGUAGAUGUGUUUUUGUAACACCACUGGAACCCCUAGCCCAACAGAUGUACACAGAUUGGUACAGUAAGUUUGGACUACAGCUUGGAAAGAAAGUGGUUGUUCUAACUGGAGAAACUGGCACUGAUUUGAAACUACUUGCAAAGGGUAAUAUUAUUAUCAGUACACCUGAGAAAUGGGACGUGUUGUCACGACGAUGGAAACAGAGGAAGAAUGUACAGAAUAUAAACUUAUUUGUUGUAGAUGAACUUCAUCUGAUUGGUGGAGAUGUUGGGCCUGUACUGGAGGUUAUUUGUUCCCGUAUGAGAUAUAUCUCAUCGCAGUUAGAGCGGAACAUUCGUAUUGUUGCUCUAAGCUCCUCCCUGUCUAAUGCGAAGGAUGUAUCACAGUGGCUGGGCGUGUCUACCACUGGAUUCUUCAACUUUCACCCUAAUGUGAGACCCGUACCACUAGAACUUCAUAUUCAGGGUUUCAACAUCAGUCAUAACAUGUCAAGAAUUAUAGCAAUGGCCAAACCCACAUACCAGGGGAUACUUAGACACGCCCCCAAAAAACCAGUGAUUGUGUUUGUCCCGUCCCGUAAGCAGACUCGUCUGACAGCUAUAGAUAUUCUCACGUUUAGUGCUGCCGAAAAUUCAGACUGAACGGAGACGCCAAGGAGUCGGUUCUUACAUGUGGCCGAGGAAGAUAUUGCACCGUUUCUUGAUAAAAUAUCAGAUAAGACAUUAAAAGAAACCCUCAGCAAUGGAGUGGCAUAUCUGCACGAGGGUUUGAACGAGUUAGAACGUAAGGUCGUAGAGCAGCUGUUCUCUACUGGAGCUGUACAAGUACUUGUUGCGUCACGUAACCUGUCAUGGGGAAUGAACGUGUCAGCUCAUCUGGUUAUUAUCAUGGACACACAGUACUACGACGGUAAAACACACUCGUACGAGGAUUAUCCCGUACCAGAUGUGCUGCAGAUGAUUGGUCGUGCAAACCGACCUCUCACCGAUAAUGAAGGGAAAGCUGUGAUCUUAUGUCAGAGUUCAAAGAAAGAGUUCUUCAAAAAAUUCUUGUAUGAACCAUUACCAGUUGAGAGUCACUUGGAUCACUGUCUACAUGAUCACUUCAGUGCAGAGAUUGUUACAAAGACAAUAGAGAACAAGCAGGAUGCUGUAGAUUAUCUGACGUGGACGUUCCUGUACCGACGUAUGACACAAAAUCCCAACUAUUACAAUCUACAGGGCAUGUCACAUAGACACUUGUCUGAUCAUCUCUCUGAACUGGUAGAAAACACAAUUACAGAUCUAGAACAGUCUAAGUGUAUUGGAGUUGAAGAUGAAAUGGAUGUCUCACCACUUAAUCUUGGAAUGAUUGCUGCUUACUACUACAUUAACUAUACAACCAUAGAGUUAUUCAGUAUGUCGUUGAAUGCGAAGACUAAAGUUAAAGGACUGAUAGAGAUAGUCUCAAAUGCUGCGGAGUAUGAGGAGAUUCCUAUAAGACAUCACGAGGACUCGGUCCUGCGCCAGUUGGCGAGCAGACUCCCGAAUAAACUGGCUAACCCGAAAUAUAAUGAUCCCCACGUGAAGACAAAUCUGUUACUUCAGGCACAUUUGUCUAGGAUGCAGCUAUCUGCGGAACUGCAGUCUGAUACUGAGGAAAUUCUGAGCAAGGCUGUCCGGUUGAUUCAAGCAUGUGUGGACGUACUCAGCAGUAAUGGUUGGUUGAGCCCAGCUCUGGCUGCUAUGGAAUUGGCUCAAAUGGUCACACAAGCAAUGUGGGCCAAGGAUUCGUACUUGAAACAACUUCCUCACUUCUCAGCUGACAUUAUUAAGAAAUGUCAAGAAGGUAGUAUUGAGACGAUAUUUGACAUCAUGGAGAUGGAGGACGAGGACAGAAACAAGCUUCUACAGUUCACAGAGGCACAGAUGGCCGACGUCGCCAAGUUCUGUAACAGAUAUCCAAACAUAGAGAUGACAUAUGAGGUGGCUGAGAAAGAUAGUAUUUCAAGGUAUGUAGUUUUUAUUGUGUCCACACCAUGUACCCUGCGACCUUGCGUUGACUUAUUACAAAGGAUUUUAGGGAUUUGGAGAUUCACAAUUUAUAGUACCUGUAUAUUCAAACUCUUAAAGUCUCAAGUUAAAAUUUUUAGUAUUUUUGAUUUUCUUUUUCAGAAACGUGAGGAAGGCUGGUGGGUAGUGAUUGGUGACACGAAGAACAAUUCCCUCCUGUCCAUCAAGCGUUUGACAUUGCAGCAAAAAGCCAAGGUCAAAUUAGACUAUGUGGCCCCAGCACCAGGAAAAUACAAUUACACAUUGUUCUUCAUGAGCGAUGCCUACAUGGGAUGUGAUCAGGAAUACAAGUUUAGUAUUGAUGUCAGAGAAGGGGAGAGUAGCAGUGAAAGUGACAGUGAUUAAAUUCAUUCACCAUACAGUGACUAAAUUCUUUAUACAGUGACUUAAUUAUUCAUACAGGAAUUCAAUUCAUCAUACAGUGACUAAAUUCAUCAUGCAGUGACUAAAUUCUUGAUAUAGUGACUUAAUUCACUAUACAGUGACUAAAUUUACCAUACAGUGACUAAUUCAUCAUUCAGUUACUUAAUUCACCAUACAGUGACUAAAUUCAUCAUACAGUGACUAAAUUCACCAAACAGUGACUAAAUUCUUCAUACAGUGAUUAAAACAUUUGUACAGUUAUUAAAUUCAUUGUAAAAUGAAGUUUAUUCAUUAUACAGGGACUAAAUCCAUUUUACAGUGACUAAAUUCAUUUUACAGUGACUAAAUUCUUCAUACAGUGACUGAAUUCAAUGUGCAGUGACUUUAUUCUUUAUACAGUGAUUAAAACCAUGUUACGGUUAUCAAAUUCAUUGUAAAAUUAGUUAAAUAAUAGUUAAAUCAUUGUUCAGUGACUAAAUUCAUGGUAAAGUUGAGUACAUGUAAAUCAAAUGAUGUAGUAAGUAAAUUUAUGAUACAGUAAUAAAACUCAUCGUACUGUUAAUAAAUUCAUUGUAAAUGAUGUAAAACAAGUUUGGGGGUCUUUUUAAAAGCGA